AUGUUACCUCGAUUCCUGACCACGUCGUAUCCGAUGGAGCGCCAUUAUUUUGUGGUGCCAAAGUUUGCAUUAUCGCUGAUUGGUUUUUAUCCGGAACAGAAGCGAACUUUAUUAAUAAAACUCUGGAGUUUCUUCAACUUUUUCAUCCUGACCUACGGUUGCUAUGCAGAAGCUUACUAUGGCAUCCACUAUGUACCGAUUAACAUAGCCACUGCACUGGAUGCCCUUUGUCCAGUGGCCUCAAGUAUUUUAUCCCUGGUUAAAAUGGUCGCGAUUUGGUGGUACCAGGAUGAACUAAAGAGCUUGAUUCAGCGCGUGAGAUUUUUAACAGAGCAACAAAGGUCGAAGCGAAAACUUGGCUAUAAGAAACGAUUUUACACACUCGCCACUCGAUUGACCUUUUUGCUACUAUGCUGUGGAUUUUGCACCAGCACUUCGUAUUCUGUCAGACAUUUGUUGGAAAACAUUUUGAGGCGAGCCCACGGAAAGGAGUGGAUUUACGAGACGCCAUUUAAAAUGAUAUUCCCCGAUAUUUUGUUACGACUGCCGCUAUAUCCCAUCACCUAUAUCCUUGUGCAUUGGCAUGGCUACAUCACAGUGGUUUGCUUUGUGGGUGCAGAUGGUUUCUUCCUGGGCUUCUGUUUAUACUUCACUGUUUUGUUGCUCUGCCUGCGGGACGAUGUUGGUGAUUUAUUGGAGGUUCAAAAUAUCGAAGUGAGUCUCUCUGAGCAGCAGGAAGCUCGGAUAGUUCGGGAAAUGGAAAUACUGGUGGAUCGACAUAACGAGGUGGCCGAACUAACACAGAGAUUGUCGGGUGUUAUGGUGGAAAUAACACUGGCCCAUUUUGUCACUUCGAGUUUGAUUAUUGGCACUAGUGUGGUUGAUAUUUUAUUGUUUUCUGGCCUGGGAAUCAUUGUUUACGUGGUCUACACGUGUGCCGUUGGCACGGAAAUAUUGUUAUAUUGUCUAGGCGGCUCUUAUAUCAUGGAAGCGUGCUCUGAUCUAGCUAGUUCUACAUUUUCCAGUCACUGGUAUGGACAUAGUGUUCGGGUUCAAAAGAUGGCUCUUUUAAUGGUUGCUCGUGCCCAAAAAGUUCUCACCAUAAAAAUUCCAUUCUUUUCUCCUUCUUUGGAGACACUGACUUCGAUCUUACGCUUUACGGGAUCCCUUAUAGCUUUGGCAAAGUCAGUUAUAUAAAUGAUUUCAUAGAUUUCUGUUUCAUUUCUUAAAUGAUAUUACUUAUAUGCCUGUUUAAUGUAAUAUUUUAUCAAAGGUGCGGUUUACUUUUCCUUCCUUAAUUGGCAACUUUUCGUGCUCCUGAUUUCCAUUUCCUGGCUUAAUGUUGCCUGUAUUGUUUGUCCGUAGUCUUUAUGGCCGUGUGUGCAUUAAUUCGAAUAUAUUUUACACCAAUUUCGGGUUUCUUUACAUUUUCAUUUUCAUUUUAAUUUUUCUUUUCCAUUGACCCCUGAAAGUUGUUGUCAAAUUAAAGCUGCACUGUUGGUAAACAUUUCCUUGACUAUCCUUCUGCUUUUCAGCUGCUUCUGCAAAUUGCUUUCUUUGCCGUUGCUCAUCAUGUUCCCCCUUUACCACAGCCUCACCCUUUUUCUUCGACGACCUUCCUGUUUGGUACUUUUCUCUUGGCCAUUCCACUUGGCCAUUUUCAGUUGCACACACUGCCAACUGCAGUUCAUUUCCAUACCACGUGCAUAGAGAAAAAUUUUUGGUUUCUGUAUGCCAAGAUAAGAAGGCCAUAGAAAUUUUUGAAAUGUCUUGGGAUUUGUGCUUAUGUCUUAAUUGGUGCUUUGUUUAUGCUUUCAUU
This is a messenger RNA of Drosophila elegans, 1819 nucleotides long. RefSeq names its product odorant receptor 24a (gene Or24a). Gene Ontology annotation, cellular component: plasma membrane. Gene Ontology annotation, molecular function: odorant binding; olfactory receptor activity. The coding region runs from base 1 to 1197 and encodes 398 amino acids. NCBI's taxonomy places the organism in Eukaryota, Metazoa, Arthropoda, Insecta, Diptera, Drosophilidae. The transcript has 5 exons. Gene Ontology annotation, biological process: detection of chemical stimulus involved in sensory perception of smell; sensory perception of smell. The record is from RefSeq and is a predicted model, not a curated record.